Messenger RNA from Gossypium raimondii (Peruvian cotton), 2446 nucleotides. Its product is annotated as CLP protease regulatory subunit CLPX1, mitochondrial. Gene Ontology annotation, cellular component: mitochondrial matrix. The transcript is spliced from 15 exons. Gene Ontology annotation, biological process: protein catabolic process; proteolysis; protein folding. The coding region runs from base 137 to 2143 and encodes 668 amino acids. Gene Ontology annotation, molecular function: ATP-dependent protein folding chaperone; ATP binding; ATP hydrolysis activity. The record is from RefSeq and is a predicted model, not a curated record. Lineage: Eukaryota; Viridiplantae; Streptophyta; Magnoliopsida; Malvales; Malvaceae.
GAAAAGAAUAAAAAUAAAAAUAAAAGGUAAAAAAAAAGAAGCUCAUUUCUAUAGGGGGAGAGAGAGAGACAGUGAAACAGAGGAGUGUUAUCUAAAUCUAAAUCUAAAUCUCAAAAAAUCAAAAGACAAGAAAGAAAUGUCUGGAGGAAUGUGGAGGAGAUGGAGGAAGCUAGUGGUGAUGGAGCAUUUGAAUUGUUUGGGCCAUUGGAGGAGGAUUGCCGUGGGAAUUGGUGGAAUUCAACAUCGAUUCUCCAGUGGCGGAGGAGGUGACGGCGGCGGCGGCGGGGGAGGAGGUGACAGUUACGAUGAUAAUAACAAAAACGAUGUUGCUGCUGGUUCUAAUGGAAGGACAAAGAGCAGAGGUAAAGCUAGAAUGAAAAGCAGUGGCACUGCUACUUCGGCUCUUACUCGUAGGAUCAAGGCGGAAAUAAAUUGUCCGCGAUGUUCUAAUCACAAUUUCUUCAAUUUCAAUCUUCCCGAUGCUUCGUUAGAUUCUUCCGAUGGUAAUUCUAGUAACGGAAAAUCCACCGUUAAUUUCUGUCCUACUUGUAGGACCGCUUACCACUUUCGUCCCCAUCGGAUAUAUCCUCUUCAGGGAACUUUCUUGGAGAUUAAAUCCAAUUCGAAAGCUGUUCCUCCUCCUCCUCCACCUCCUCCUUAUCCUCGGAACGGUGUUAAGACGUCGUUUUGGGAUAAUCUUAGAUCCGAGAAUUCUCCGCCAACGCCACCUGCUGGGAAUGGCCUCGCUGUGCAAACUCCGCCUGGACCGCCCUUUCCUCCCGGAGUUAAUUUCGUGAGAGCUGAUGGGCCUAAGGAAGGUCAUGCUCAUGGUAAUGGCACAUGGUUGGGCGGGGCCAAUUUGGGAAAGGAUUUGCCUACACCGAGAGAGAUUUGUAAAGCCCUUGACAAGUUCGUUAUUGGGCAGCAGAAGGCAAAAAAGGUGCUGUCAGUUGCCGUUUAUAAUCACUAUAAAAGAAUAUACCAUUCCUCCUUGGAGAAAGGGUCAGGAGUAGAAGAAGGAAGCUUAGAAGCACUUGAGGACAACGAAAAUGUGGAGUUAGAGAAAAGCAAUGUGCUCUUGGUCGGACCAACUGGCUCUGGAAAGACUUUAUUGGCAAAAACUCUGGCUCGCUUCGUCAAUGUUCCUUUUGUCAUUGCAGAUGCAACAACUUUGACACAGGCUGGUUAUGUUGGUGAAGAUGUUGAAUCGAUAUUGUACAAACUACUCACGGUGGCUGAGUUCAAUGUAGAAGCUGCUCAACAAGGAAUUGUUUACAUUGAUGAAGUUGACAAGAUAACUAAGAAGGUUAUACAAGCUGAACGCUUAAACAUUAGCAGAGAUGUUUCAGGGGAGGGUGUACAACAAGCAUUGCUUAAAAUGUUAGAAGGAACUAUUGUAAAUGUUCCAGAGAAGGGAGCAAGGAAGCAUCCUCGGAGUGACAAUAUACAGAUAGAUACGAAAGACAUCCUUUUCAUUUGUAGUGGAGCAUUUAUUGAUCUUGACAAAACAAUUUCUGAGAGACAGCAAGAUUCUUCAAUUGGUUUUGGAGCACCUGUACGCGCUAAUAUGAGGACCUCGUGGGUAACCAAUGCUGCUGUGACAUCAUCUUUGCUUGAAUCAGUUGAGAGUUCCGAUCUUAUUGCAUAUGGCCUUAUACCAGAGUUUAUAGGACGCUUUCCAAUACUAGUUACUUUGUCAGCUUUAACUGAGGAGCAACUUGUGCAGGUGCUUACAGAACCAAAAAAUGCUCUUGGAAAGCAAUUCAAGAAGUUAUUUAGCAUGAACAAUGUGAAGCUACAUUUUACGCCAAAAGCAUUGAGAUUGAUUGCUAAGAAGGCAAUGGCUAAGAACACAGGUGCAAGGGGUUUGAGAGCUAUACUGGAAAGCAUUCUCACUGAACCUAUGUAUGAGAUUCCAGAUGUAAAGACGGGACACAAUAAAGUAGAUGCUGUUGUAGUUGACGAGGAAUCAGUGGGUUCAACAGAUAACCCUGGAUGUGGAGGGAAGAUUCUUCGUGGAGAUGGUGCUUUGAAGCAUUACUUUGCCAAAACCAUGUUGAAGGAUUCUAUUGAAAACCUUUCAUCGGUAGGACAGUCGCCAGAAGCUGAAUCGGAGGUUUCAACGAGAGCCGUGAGCUUGUAGCAUUUUUCCCACCAAAGCUGCUGCUGCUGUAAUGUGGUAAAAAAAAAUAAUUGUUAUUUGUACAAGUAACAUUCAUUCAUAGGUCCAUUUACCUUGUAUAACAACAUAAAAUUUUGCUGCCAUAGUUGAAUAGAGAAGAUACAAGAGAAAGGAAAAGGGAAAAAUCAAAAUGUAGCAUCUUAGAGAAACAAGCAGCAACUUAUGUAAAAUUUUUGGUCUAUUCAAGUUUUACGUUGUAAUAUAUUGUAACAUCUUCAUUCAUUGAAUAACAUGGAGAAACCGUGGUAUAUCAUUUGGUGUAAA